AUGCCGAAUUUUCUAAGCGACAGCCGCUCCACAGCGCUCGCUGUCCCCGCAGGAGUGAAUGAACGAAAUGGGCGAGAUGGUUUUCGACUAAUACUUUCACCGGGGUUAAGGGCCUGCGCCGAGGCCCUUGGCACCGCUCAGUGCGAUGCACUUAUCUGCAGCCGAACUUCUGUGCGCCCGGUCUAUGCGCGCCUGGUGUCAAAGACCGGAGUAGCGAAAGCUCUCGACUCUGUCGCGCCCUCAACGCGAGGCUGU
Molecule: messenger RNA, 255 nt
Organism: Iphiclides podalirius (scarce swallowtail)
Lineage: Eukaryota; Metazoa; Arthropoda; Insecta; Lepidoptera; Papilionidae
Source: the annotation of a GenBank genome assembly